CCGACGCGGCCGCCCGAGCCGCCCGAGCCGGGGCCCCGCGCCCGGCAUGGAGACGCGCGCGGCCGCGGGGCCGGAGCGGGCGCCGGGCGUCCGGGCGCAGCUCGCCGUCGUCUGUCUGGUCAACAUCAUCCUCACCGGGCAGCUCAGCAGCGCAGUUCCUGCUCUAGGUGAGGCCGGCCUCUCGCCCCCAGCCACCUGCAGCGGGAAGCUGGAGCAGCACACAGAGCGGCACGGUGUCAUCUUCAGCCCGGCCUGGCCCCUCAACUACCCGCCCGGCACCAACUGCAGCUGGUACAUCCAGGGAGACCGCGGGGACAUGAUCACCAUUAGCUUCCACAACUUUGACGUGGAGGAGUCCCACCAGUGUUCCCUGGACUGGCUCAUGCUGGGCCCCGCGGCCCCACCCCGCCAGGAGGCCUUCCGGCUGUGCGGCUCCGCCAUCCCUCCCGCCUUCAUCUCCGCCCGGGACCACGUCUGGAUCUUCUUCCACUCGGACGCCUCCAGCUCAGGCCAGGCCCAGGGAUUCCGUCUCUCCUACAUCCGAGGGAAGCUGGGCCAGGCGUCCUGCCAGGAGGGCGAGUUCCACUGCGACAACGGCAAGUGCCUGCCGGGCCCGUGGCAGUGCAACACCCUGGAUGAGUGCGGGGACGGCUCGGACGAGGGCAACUGCUCGCUGCCCGCCUUGGAGCCGCCGGGCAGCCUGUGCCCUGGGGGCACCUUCCCCUGUAGCGGGGCGCGCUCCACGCGCUGCCUGCCGGCUGAGCGCCACUGCGAUGGCCUGCAGGACUGCGGCGACGGCUCGGACGAGGCGGGCUGCCCCGACCUGGCGUGCGGCCGGCGGCUGGGCAGCUUCUACGGCUCCUUCGCCUCCCCGGACCUGUUCGGCGCCGCCCGCGGGCCCUCGGACCUGCACUGCACGUGGCUGGUGGACACGCAGGACCCGCGGCGCGUGCUGCUGCAGCUGGAGCUCCGCCUGGGCUACGACGACUACGUGCAGGUGUAUGAGGGCCUGGGCGAGCGCGGCGACCGGCUGCUGCAGACCCUGUCCUACCGCAGCAACCACCGGCCCGUGAGCCUGGAGGCCGCCCAGGGCCGCCUCACUGUGGCCUACCACGCCCGCGCCCGCAGCGCCGGCCACGGCUUCAACGCCACCUACCAGGUGAAGGGCUACUGCCUGCCCUGGGAGCAGCCGUGCGGCGGCAGCGGGGCGGGCGGCGCGGGCGAGCAGGGCUGCUUCUCGGAGCCGCAGCGCUGCGAUGGCUGGUGGCACUGUGCCAGCGGCCGUGACGAGCAGGGCUGCCCGGCCUGCCCGCCCGACCAGUACCCCUGCGAGGGCGGCGGCGGGCAGUGCUACGCCCUGGCCGAGCGCUGCAACAACCAGAAGAGCUGCCCGGACGGCGCCGAUGAGAAGAACUGCGCCUCCUGCCAGCCCGGCACCUUCCACUGCGGCACCAACCUCUGCAUCUUCGAGACGUGGCGCUGCGACGGCCAGGAGGACUGCCAGGACGGCAGCGACGAGCGCGGCUGCCUGGCGGCCGUGCCCCGCAAGGUCAUCACGGCCGCGCUCAUCGGCAGCCUGGUGUGCGGGCUGCUGCUCGUCAUCGCCCUGGGCUGCGCCUUCAAGCUCUACUCGCUGCGCACGCAGGAGUACAGGGCCUUCGAGACGCAGAUGACGCGGCUGGAGGCGGAGUUCGUGCGGCGUGAGGCGCCGCCGUCCUACGGGCAACUCAUCGCGCAGGGCCUCAUCCCCCCCGUGGAGGAUUUCCCCGUGUACAGCGCCUCCCAGGCCUCCGUGCUGCAGAACCUGCGGACGGCCGUGCGGCGGCAGAUGCGCAGACACGCCUCCCGCCGGGGACCCUCCCGCCGCCGCCUCGGCCGCCUCUGGAACCGGCUCUUCCACCGGCCGCGGGCGCCGCGCGGGCAGAUCCCGCUACUGAGCGCCGCGCGCACCUCUCAGACCGUGCUGGGCGACGGGCUCCUGCAGCCCGGCCCAGCGCCUGCCCCGGAGCCCCCGGCACCCCCGAGCAACCCAGACAGCCCCGGGGCUGCUGGAGACGCACCCCCCGGGGACGCAGGCUGUGAACCAGAGGGGGGACCUUCCGGACUGUCGCCAGGCCAGGAGUGUGGGCCCGAGGACAUGGACAGCAAAGCGCCUCGCAGGGACGCUCUGGAGGACAGCCCCGGCCCCGCGGAGCCCCCACGGGAGCCCAGUGCAGCCCUGGACCCUGCGGCCCCCGCCCCCACCGCCAGCAACACCCCAGGCCCCCACCCAGCAGAGCCCCUGGGUGUCUGCAGGAGCCCCCUGACACCCUGCUCCCCAGCGCAGGAGGCCAGUGACGACGAGGCCCUGCUGGUCUGCUGACCUACUGGACGCUCUGGGGACCGCCACAGCCCCGCUUUGUAACCAGGGAAUACACAGUCGUUUCUA
Messenger RNA from Sorex fumeus (smoky shrew), 2428 nucleotides. RefSeq names its product LDL receptor related protein 3 (gene LRP3). The record is from RefSeq and is a predicted model, not a curated record. Lineage: Eukaryota; Metazoa; Chordata; Mammalia; Eulipotyphla; Soricidae. Gene Ontology annotation, molecular function: protein binding. The transcript has 7 exons. Gene Ontology annotation, cellular component: plasma membrane. The coding region runs from base 47 to 2362 and encodes 771 amino acids.